Messenger RNA from Sinocyclocheilus rhinocerous, 1814 nucleotides. Its product is annotated as OX-2 membrane glycoprotein. Gene Ontology annotation, molecular function: cell-cell adhesion mediator activity. NCBI's taxonomy places the organism in Eukaryota, Metazoa, Chordata, Actinopteri, Cypriniformes, Cyprinidae. The transcript has 8 exons. Bases 178 to 1335 code for a protein of 385 amino acids. The record is from RefSeq and is a predicted model, not a curated record.
UUGAAGAGUGUGUUGUGCAUGUUCGGCUGAGGGCAGAGGGCAUCUACACCACAUAGAGAUGGCAGCCCUUCAGUAAGAUGUUGGAAACAUCCCUAAUUGACAGAAAUCAUUGUCUUCAUUUUCAUCCCACAAGACUGACCUGGACCGUUAAAUGCCCUCUCAAUAUAAAGGGCUAAGAUGUUUGUGGUCUCCUUGCCAAGAUGUCUACAGAUCUGUGUGUCUUUGGUAAUGGUGUCCAGACUACAAGGCAGGGUUUCAGCUCCAAUACGUCUGGAGGCCCUGGUUGAACUGCCCUUCACUCUGAGCUGUACGCUUGUCAAGGCCAGAGGAGAAUCGGUUCAUCAGAUCCGCUGGCUGGAUGUGCAGAACCAGACGUUAAUCGCUUACCAGCCUGGUGAAAAAGACAGUGUGAGUGGACAACAGCACGUGGAGCUAGCUCCUUCACCACGAGAUGCCAGUGCCGUCACCAUCAAACGGGUCAGCUACAGGGAUGAGGGCUGUUACACUUGCAUCUUUGAUGUUUAUCCCAAAGGCUCAAGAGAAGGACAAACCUGCCUUACUGUCAUAGCAAAGGUGAUCUCAGAGGGCAAUAAGACGGCAGUGGGUGGUAAACAAGCCUCUCUGGCCUGUCGGUACGGCCUACCGGAGAAAGUCAAGCAGGUGCUGUGGAAGAAGAUUGUUAAUAAAGCAGAAUCCCGUGAAGUUGCAUCUUUUGCAAAGCAGAGUGACCCUGUGAUUGAAGAAGAGUUUGUGGACCGUGCGAGCCUGAGCCCUUCCCUGUCUGACACGCAGCUCACGUUAUGGCCGGUCCGAGCUGAAGAUGAGGCCUGCUACACCUGUGAGUUCCACAUGUACCCGGACAUCACUAAGAGUGCCACAAGUUGCCUCACUAUAUUUGUCCUGCCAAAACCUCAAGUAAGCUACAAGACCACAUCUCCAGGAGUGAUCGAGGCUAACUGUACUGCCGUGGCCCGGCCACAGGCUGAAAUAGUGUGGAACGUGGAGGGGAAUAACCAGACCAUUGGUCCACCUGUGACCACUGCUAUCCAGCAGAGUGACGGGACGACUCUGGUCAUCAGCACCUUGACCAUCCAGGCUGGACUCCUGAAGGAUGUCUCUGUCAAAUGUCUCGUUCAUCAUAAAGGACUGGAGACUGCCAUUGCUGUUUCCAUGAACACUAAAAUUGGCACAGCGCUCGCUAUCUUGAUCUCUGUGACUACUGUAGCGUUCCUUCUAGUCCUCUGCCUCUGUUUCUGUUUGUGGAAGUGUGUCCUGCGUAAGGAUGAGCCUGAAGAGCAUCAGGUACCGAGAAGACAGAGAGGGACAGACAGUUGAAUGUAGGCGUCUAAGCCUCUUCCUGUGACCUAUUUCUGCUUAACUGUGAUGACCUACUUCCUUCAACACAUUCAGAUCUGAUUUACUGAUAUGGGAUAUUAGUCAAGUGUUUGGUCAUGUUUCCAUAGAGUGAAUCAUUUUGAUUGUGGCAGACGACAAGCUUCAGUUCUCUUUACAAUACGGAUAUGCUGAGACACCGGUGAAGAUGAAAAUCUACUGUCAUCAUGUUCCCUGCUUUUCCAGCCAAAGAAUCCCAGUGACACAUCUCUACAUUUUGAAGAAUUUCUAAAUCCAUCACUAAUAUGAAGGUUGCAGAAGGCAUUUUUAUCUUGGUACAGAGGGGAGUUUAAACUUAGUAUUUGUCUGUUUUAAUACCCAUUUGACGGUGUAAAAGGACAACAAAAACUUCUCAAAACUUCUUAACUUCUUGAAUUCUAUGAAAAAACAAACAAACAAGAAAAAAACUUAGCUGUUUACUC